Messenger RNA from Chironomus riparius, 2985 nucleotides. The record is from the annotation of a GenBank genome assembly. NCBI's taxonomy places the organism in Eukaryota, Metazoa, Arthropoda, Insecta, Diptera, Chironomidae.
ACAAAACGCACGUGUGUAAAUUCUUACAAGUUUUAUAAAAUAAUUAAUUUAAAGGAAUCUAAUCGAUUAAAGAGCUAAUUAACAGUAAGAACCUCAAGAUGAAGUUUGCAUAUAAGUUCAACAAUUUGCUUGGAACAGUUUAUCGAAAAGGCAAUUUAGUAUUCAGUUCUGAUGGAAAUUCAGUCAUUAGUCCCGUUGGAAAUAGAUUGACAAUCUUUGACUUGAAGAAUAACAAAACCAGCACAUUAGCAGUUCAAAGUAAUUACAAUUUUACAGCACUGGAUGUGUCACCAAAUGGAUGUCUAAUCGUAGCUUCAAAUGAAAACGGAGAGACUUUUAUGGUCAGCACGCUUAGUCAAACUGUAAUUCAUACUUACAAAUUUCACCGAGAACCUAGUUUUAUUAAGUUUAGUCCUGAUGGAAAGUUAUUUGGAAUAUGUAUUGAGGAAUGCGUGUACAUCUUCAGAACACCCGGUAUCAUAACUGGACAGUUUAAUUCAUUCAUAAUUGAUAGAAUCUUCAAAGACAGUCAUGGAGAGAAAACUUACAUAGAUUGGUCAUUUGAUUCACGCUUCCUCAUUGUCGGUUCCAAAGAUAAUUGUGCAAAAGUCUAUUCUGUAAAACUGCUAGAAGAUUUCAAUUCAGUUAUAUUAAGCAGCCAUUCAGACUCAAUUAUUGGAUGUUUCUUUGAGGAAAAUUCCUUAAAUGCAAUUGUCGUGAGUAGAAAUGGUCAAAUGACAAGGUGGGAAUGCAGCAUGAAGGCUGAAGAUUUACAUGAAAUAUAUUUCGUAAAAGCGGAACCAGAAGAAAAGAAAUUAAAGAAUGACAGCUCUGACGAAGAAGAUCAAAUCGAGGAGAAUCAAGCAGUCGGAAAAAUUCAGGAAAUCAACGAUACAGGACGUGACAAGCAAGGUAAAAUAAUCACAGAAACAAUAAAAGAAAGGAAAUUCUUUUACAACAAAAUUGUCAGACAUUAUUUAAUGGAUGAAUUGAAAAAGGAAAAUAAGAAUGUAAAACUAACGUCAGCAUGUUACCACAAAAAAUUAAAGCUACUCGUUACUGCAUACUCGUCAGGAGCUUUUUAUCUUCAUGAAUUACCAGAUGUGUCCAUGAUUCAUUCACUUAACAUAUCUGAAUAUGCUAUCGAUACUGUGACAUUUAAUAAUAAUGGAGAUUGGAUUGGACUUGGCGUUUCAGGUGCUGGACAAUUGCUUGUUUGGGAAUGGCAGAGUGAGCAAUAUAUUAUGAAGCAGCAAGGACAUAGCAAUGUUAUGAGUUCCUUAACAUAUUCAUCAGAUGGAAAUUUCCUCGUUACUGGAUCAUAUGAUGGUAAAGUUAAAGUAUGGAAUGUCUCAAAUGGUUUCUGUAUAUUGACAUUUUCUGAGCACACAAGUGGCGUAACAGCUGUUGACUUUAGUAGAAAUAAAAAGUUCUUCGUAAGUGCAUCGUUAGAUGGAACUGUAAGAGCAUUCGAUAUGAUACGAUAUAGAAAUUUCAGGACAUUAACAGCACCAAAACUAGUCCAAUUUAGUUGCGUCUCAAUCGACUAUUCUGGUGAAUUUGUUGCGGCUGGUGCGCAGGAUGUCUUUGACAUUUAUUUAUGGUCAAUGAAAAAUGGAAAAUUAUUAGAAGUACUGUCAGGACAUGAAGCUCCAGUUAUGACACUCGAUUUUUCGCCAAGUUCAACGUCUACAACUCUCGUCUCUGGCGAUUGGGAGAAUGAAAUUAAAAUUUGGAAUUGUCUUGAAAAUUCAAGCGAUCACGAGACUAUGAACAUGAUGUCCGAUGUCAUUUGUAUCGCAUUUAAACCGAGUGGCGAGGAAGUUGCUGUAGCCACAUUAAAUUGUAAUAUAAGCAUAUUGGAUAUCAAGAAUUCACAACAAUUGUGCUCGAUUGAAUGUAAAAAGGAUAUUGGAUAUGGCAUGUCAGAUGGCGAUGUCAUAACAUCAAAGAAGAACUUUGAAUCGAAAUAUUUCUCGUCGAUUGUUUACUCGUCGGACGGUGAAUGUAUUUUGGCUGGUGGAAAGAGUAAAUUUGUAUGCAUUUAUCAUGUUAAGGAGGGAUUAUUGCUGAAGAAAUUUGAAAUUACACAAAAUCUAUGCCUUGAUGGAAUGUUGGAAUUCGUGAAUCGUCGCAAUAUGACAGAAUUUGGUAACUUAGCACUAAUUGAAGAGCGUGACAAGCUUGAAGGUGGAAAUAUAAAGAUCAAAUUACCCGGAACGUUAAAGAACGACAUUGCAUCGAGAAAUUUCAAGCCAGAAGUAGGAGUAAGUUGUUUACAAUUCUCUCCAAACAAUCAACAAUGGGCAGCAGCCUCAACUGAAGGUCUCCUGAUUUAUUCACUCGAUAAAGGCAUAAUUUUUGAUCCGUUUCAAAUGUCUGUGGAAGUGACGCCAAAAGCAACCAGAAAUUUAAUAGAUGAGAAAGAAUAUUCAGGAGCUUUAAUAAUGGCACUAAAAUUAAAUGAACAUCCACUCAUACAAGAAAUAAUUGAACAAAUUCCUCAUGCUGAAAUUGAUUUAGUGCUUGAUUCAAUGCCUGAAAUAUUUGUUCAUCGUACGGCAGAAUUCAUAUCGAGAAUGUUGAGCUCACAGCACAUUGAAUUCUAUUUGAAGUGGACGUGCAGUCUGCUUACGAAAUUUGGUCAGAAAAAUGAAUUAAUAGACUCGCAAGUUCUUAUAAAUUUACAUCAGAAUUUAAGCAGAAAAUACGAGAGCUUGAAUAGAAUAUGUGAUUUCAAUAAAUAUACAAUGCGAGUUAUCAAAAAGAUGUCACAAGGCAAAAUUAAUGAGGUAGAGAAGGAUGACGAUGAAAUGAUGUUAAUUAACAACACAAUCAAUAAGGAAGAUAAUUAUGUCAAUUCUGAUGAGUCUAUGAGCGAUAUUGAUGAUGACACAUCAGAAGAGUAGCUGAGCUAUUAAAUUUAAACGAAAUAAAUUCCAAAAUUUAAUUGAAAUAAAGUUUAUAUUCGCUGAAUUUGCUAUA